Nilaparvata lugens (brown planthopper) is the source of this 1171-nucleotide messenger RNA. RefSeq lists its product as uncharacterized. The transcript has 2 exons. NCBI's taxonomy places the organism in Eukaryota, Metazoa, Arthropoda, Insecta, Hemiptera, Delphacidae. The record is from RefSeq and is a predicted model, not a curated record. Bases 109 to 906 code for a protein of 265 amino acids.
CUCUUCUCGAAGUCUUUCAGUUUCCUGGAAUCACUGUCCAAUAAUCAAAUAAUGUGGACACUGUGAGUAUUAUCAUGCUUUUACAACAUAUUCAGUGAGUGAUAGACAAUGCAAAGUAGUCUACAGUGGAAACUUUAUGACGCUAUCUCUUUCACGCAUUUGGAGGCAUAUGCGGAGCAUCUUCAGUCUGCCACUUCAUGGUUCCUGGCUAAUCGAUUCCAGCUGAAUGAGGACAAGACCCAAAGGAUCAUCUGCAGCUUGUCACGUGAGCCGCGUGACCCUCAGAAUCCAGUGAAGCUGCUGGGUUUUGUCUUGGACAGCAAACUCAGCUGGAACAGUCAUAUACAGCAAGUAACUAGUCGACUCUCCCGCAUUUGCUUUCUGCUGCUCAAGAUGAGGGGCCUGGUGACUGAGAAGUACCUGAUAAUGAUGUAUCAUGCGCUCUUCCAUUGCCACAUUACCUAUGGCUUGCUUCUGUGGGGUCAUUCAGCGGGGGCUGCUGAUGUGCUGAGACUGCAAAAGAGGGCUAUAAGAAUUAUAACAGGCAGCGAUCAUCUUGCCCACUGCAAGCCCAUCUUUGCUCGCCUUGGUGUACUGUCUGUCUUCAGCCAUUACAUCCUCCUGUGCUUGGUGUAUGUCAAGAAGAUACAGCAUACUCUAGCUGCCCGUAGUGACAUCCACCGCCACAACACCAGGCGCAGUGAGCUGUUGGAUAUCCCCAGGAGACGCCUCCACCGAUCACAGGCCAGUUACAGGAUUUCAGCCCUGAAAUUCUACAACAAGCUGCCUAAUAGUGUGAAGCAAUUGGAUGAGGCCGCCUUCAGGAGAACCGUCCGGAAGCUACUGUGUGCAAAGGCAUACUACAGUGUGAACGAAUUUAUGGGUGAUAAUUUGAAUUUUUAUUGAGAGCGUGAGCACUGGAUCACUGCCAUCUGAACUGUUACAGUUUUUUUUCAUGUGUUUGUACGUGUUUUGAUUUUUUGACGCCAUCGAUCCCACAAUUGUGGGUAAUGGAUGAAGCUGAAGGUAUUAAGGUACGCUUUGCGAUGUAGCCACAUCUUUUAUCAACAAUGUAGAAAUUCAACUAAUUGACAAAAUAUUUAAUCUCAAUCAUGAAAAUUAUGACAUCUUCAAAAAAUAUAUUUUCUUGACAAAUUGAAUAUGAUUGACU